Molecule: messenger RNA, 3177 nt
Organism: Neogale vison (American mink)
Lineage: Eukaryota; Metazoa; Chordata; Mammalia; Carnivora; Mustelidae
Gene: C2H1orf167
Product: chromosome 2 C1orf167 homolog
Source: RefSeq, a predicted model, not a curated record
AUGGAGCUGAGACCUGAUGCUAGCCACAAGGAGAAUGUGCCCCCCAGGCCCGCAGUGCCCCUGAGGCCAGAGCAGCGGAGAUUCCUGAAGAGCCGAGAUGUUGGCCGGGGCAGUGACCAUGGCCGGUGGGUGCGCGCGAGCCAGGCCCAGAGGGGAGGGCCUGCCAUCACCCCCUCCCCGGGGGCCGUGCUGUGUCAGGAGCCUUGCCGAGUCCAGACCAACCUGGCUGGACAAUGGAGCCCCGGCCUGAGCCCCGUCCCGAAGGGCACAGCUGGCCAGUUGAUGAAUGCAAGCUUGCAACAGCAGAGUAACCUGCAGCCCCCCACCGGCACGCCCCGGGGAAGGACAAGAGAGUUCGCCAUCCAGCAGAGUAACCUGACCAUGAGGGGGACCAGCUCGGCUCAGGGCAGAAGUCCCAUCAGCCACCGCCUCUGGCCCCACCUGACCCCUCAGGGAAGGCCUCGCCCCCGAGGAUCCCUGGCUUGCCCAUGGUCCAGCCUGAGACGGUCCCAGCUGCUGGCCACAGACACCUCCGGCCCAGAUGUCCAGCCUGACGCAGGCUUUGGUCCUUUCAGUGGGCACACACGGCCAGGCUCCAGACCCUGGUGUGGCCUGGGGAGCUGGCCCUCUAGGCUCAGAGGGAAACCCCUCACCCUGGAAGACCUGACCGUCCCUGUCCAGAACCAGGUUUGGACCCCAUCCCAAAUCGCCGUCCUCCAGCUGCUGGCCUCCGUGCGACACCUGGAGCGCGCAGUCAACCGUCUCAGGUGCCAGGUGUGCCAGGAACCCAGCAAUGGCCAGGUAAUCCCCGCCCACCCCCCGCCCAGCCAACCUGUGCUUCCUAGGAUGGGAGGAAGGAGCACCUACCUACCAGGUCUCGGGGAAACUGCGCAUUUCCCAGAGACACAGGGGACCCAGGCUGCCCUCUCAGACUCUCGGGCAAGCAGGAAGCCUGCGUCCCUAGAGACCACGCUGGGGAUCCUGACUGGGGAUUUCCUUGACUCUAAGCAGGGCGUCUUUCAGGCCAAGCCCCUGAGGCAAGGAGAGAACUUCUCCCCGGGGCCAACAUACGGCAGCGGGCAGAGGGGAAUGCCCCGGCUCCCUCGAGGUGCGGGCAGCAAGGAGGCCAGACUCUGCUCUUCAGCCGGCUCCGGGACUCCCUGGGGUGUCCCACCCAGGCGGGAAGGAGGAGAGGUGACUCCGCAGGAGCAGGUCCGCGAGGAGGAAGAGAGGGCGGCUUCUUGUCCGCCGGACGCAGCCCCAGCAAGGAUCAUCGUGCAGGUGGAGGCCAGAGGAGGCUGGGCAUGGGAACUGGGGGACCCCCGGAGGGCUCCUUGCGGGAACUCUCAUGGCCAGUUCGCUGCCACUACCCUGUUGGGCAGCUGGCAGUGGCUCUCCAGAUAUUUCAGAGCGUGGUGGCACUUGGUGCAGAAAUGCCAGGCAGAGGCUGCCGCGGUGGCCCUGGGCCGCCAGCAGCUGCUUCACAGAGGCCUGUGGGCGCUUCGCCGGGCUCCGAGGCUCGGGGAGGCCCAGCUGGAGGUGGCGUGGCGGCGACACACUCAGGCCCUGCUGGCCCAGAGCUUCCAGAAGUGGAGAACCCGGACUCUACAGCAGAAGCAGGGGCAGCCCCACGUCCAGACUGGGCCGGGACCCCCACCCUCUGAAGCAGGACAAGGUCAAGGCCCCUCAGAAAGGAAGCCAGUGGCAGACCCCAUCAGGAGAAGCAGUGGCACAGGGCAGGUGGCUGUCGCUGCCGUCAUUACUACGAGUACUAGCACCUUCUCUUGGCUCCCCAGGUGCUUUGGGGCCUGGCAGAAGUUCAUGCUAAGAGCCGCCCGGUACCGGGACUGCCUGGCCCGCCGCCGGGCAGGGACCCUGAGGUUAUGUCUGCAACAGUGGAUGUGGAUGAAACAGCUCCGGGCCUCAGAUGGAGCGAAGGUGACCCAGCUGUCCCUUUGCCGCCAGAAGGCGGGGAACACGGCCCUCUGCAGCUCGGCGCCCGGAGAGGCCACAGCCCAGGGCCUGGGAGUCCUGGCUCGGGCCCAGGGGCUGCCCCCGGAGCAAGGCAGGGGCUCCCUGCAGGAAGCCUGCAAGAGAUUGGCCCUGCACCGGGUGCUGCUGCUCUGGAGGACACGGCUGUCCCAGCGCCAGAGGGCUGACUCCUUCCUCCAGGACAUGAGGCGGCAGGUGAUUCAGCGUAUCCUGAGGGGGUGGCAUUUGAGGGUGUGGGGUCCAAGCACCCCGUCAGACAGUGCCAGGACCACCUUGGCCCCAGAGCUCCUGGGCAGCAUCCCGGGAGGGGAGCCGCUGCUGGACGGCAGCCCACCCCGAAGCUUACUAGAGAAGGCUUCCAGGACCCCCACCUUCUUGGAGACCCUCCCACUGAGCCUUCUGUGGGCAUCUGGGCAGCGGCAGAGGGCACAGUGCCUUCUGCCCUGGCAGGCGCGGGCUCAGCAGUCCCGGGGUGCAGCGAGGAGGCACCAGUCUACCCUGCAGAGGCGCACCCUCCUCAGCUGGAGCCACUGGGCCACAGCCCAAGGGGCCCAGAGAGAGCUGGCGGUUGCCUGGGCCUGGAACCGGAGCUGCAGGGCCGCGCUGGGCUUGUGGCGGCGGCGGCUGGCGCAGGGGCGAGAGAUGGAGCGGAGUCACGGGCCUGAGCACCGAGUCCUGGUGUCCUCAGAGCCCAGCAUUGGAGGGCAGCAGUCCCUGCAUGCCAGGUACCGGACGUGGGUGCAGGUACAUCUCCGGGCCUUGAGGGGGUCCGUGUUCCAGGACUGGCGGCAGGCGGCAGCUCGUCAGAGACGCCCAGGGCCCUCCCCAGAGCGGCGUCUACUUCACAGCCGUUUCCAGGCCUGGCGUGGAAUCAAAAGAGACACAGGGGUGGUCCCGGCCAUGGGAGCUUCUCAGGAUGGCCCGAGAAAGGCCGUGGGGGCCACAUUUGCCACGUGACAGGAUGCCCGAGCAGCCAAGGCCUGGGUACAGAAGUGGCAUGUGGCCCGGGCCUCCGUGGCCCACUGCAGAAGCUACGUGCCGGGGGGGCCGGGUGCACCGGCAGCCGAGCAGGGCCCGGGCCCAGCAGGCCUUCGUAGCGUGACGAGCGGCUCUGGGCCGGUGCUGCGAGGCCUGCUGGCGGGCAGAAGAGAGAGUGGCCCCGUGCCAGACCCAGCGGGUGGGUGA